Molecule: messenger RNA, 5401 nt
Organism: [Torrubiella] hemipterigena
Lineage: Eukaryota; Fungi; Ascomycota; Sordariomycetes; Hypocreales; Clavicipitaceae
Source: the annotation of a GenBank genome assembly
CGAAGCUCAAUUGCUCCUGGUACGUGGAAGCUGUUAGUUGGCACGACUCCCUACGUUGGCUGAUGCGCGCAUCGACAACUCCAUCUUCCCUCGCUUUCAAUUUUAUUCUACGCGGCUUCAUCGCACAACCUCUGUUCCGAUUCUAGCUCCCCGAGGCACACCUCAUACCUUCAUCCCUCCGAGGCAGCGGCUUCUGUCACCCCCGCCACCAUGCAGUCCUCCCCUGGCAUGCUCACCAAGUUCGAGUCCAAGUCCUCUAGAGCAAAAGGCAUUGCCUUCCAUCCUAAAAGACCAUGGAUCCUCGUCGCCCUUCACUCGUCCACUAUCCAGCUUUGGGACUACCGUAUGGGAACAUUGAUCGAUCGAUUUGAAGAACAUGAUGGCCCCGUUCGUGGUGUCGACUUCCAUAAAACACAGCCCCUCUUCGUGUCGGCAGGCGACGAUUAUAAGAUCAAGGUUUGGUCUCUGCAAACAAGACGCUGCCUUUUCACCCUCAACGGCCAUCUCGAUUACGUCCGAACCGUUUAUUUCCAUCAUGAACUCCCAUGGAUUAUUUCCUCUUCCGAUGAUCAGACCAUUCGUAUAUGGAACUGGCAGAACAGAUCCCUAAUUUGCACAAUGACUGGCCAUAACCACUAUACCAUGUGUGCUCAGUUCCAUCCCAAGGAGGAUCUUGUAGUCUCUGCAUCGCUCGAUCAAACAGUUCGCGUUUGGGACAUUUCCGGCCUGCGAAAGAAGCACUCCGCUCCUUCAUCAAUGAGCUUCGAGGAUCAAAUGGCACGAGCGAGCCAGAACCAAACCGACAUGUUUGGCAACACCGACGCUGUCGUCAAAUUCGUGUUGGAGGGCCACGACCGUGGCGUCAACUGGGUCGCCUUCCACCCUACCAUGCCGCUCAUCGUGUCGUGUGCUGACGACCGCCUCGUCAAGCUGUGGCGCAUGAGCGAGACCAAGGCUUGGGAAGUAGACACUUGCCGAGGACAUUUCCAAAACGUCACUGGCUGUCUUUUCCACCCUCAUCAGGAUCUCAUUCUCUCUGCCGGAGAGGAUAAGACUAUCCGUGUUUGGGACCUCAACAAGCGCACCGCUGUGCAGUCAUUCAAGAGGGAAAAUGACAGAGUUUGGGUUAUUGCAGCUCAUCCCGAGAUUAAUCUAUUUGCCGCUGGCCACGACAACGGUGUCAUGGUCUUCAAACUAGAGCGCGAACGCCCUGCUGGUGCCUUGCACCAAAACGCACUUUUCUAUAUCAACAAGGAGAAACAUGUCAAGUCUUACGAUUUCCAGCGCAACGUCGAGAGCCCAACACUAUUGUCUCUGAAGAAGCUCGGAAGCCCUUGGGUUACCCCUCGCACUCUGUCUUAUAACCCUGCUGAGCGAUCUGUUUUGGUCACAACUCCCGCGGACGGCGGCUCUUACGAGCUGGUCAGCUUGCCCAAGGACGGCUCCGGCACCAUUGAGCCUACCGAGUCCAAGAGGGGUAGCGGCAACUCUGCCAUCUUUGUUGCUAGAAACCGAUUCGCCGUCCUCAACACGUCGACGCAAAACAUUGACAUCAAAGACCUUUCGAACAACAUCACCCGAUCCUUCAAACCCCCAGCUGGUACUACGGAUAUCUACUUUGGUGGUACUGGCAACAUUCUCAUUAUUACACCUACUGCUGUGCACAUGUAUGAUGUUCAGCAGAAGAAGAGUGUCGCCGAGCUCGGUGUUAAUGGUGUCAAGUACGUCGUGUGGUCCAACGAUGGCCUCUACGCUGCUCUGCUUAGCAAGCACAAUGUCACUAUUGUCACAAAGACCCUUGAGCAGGUCAGCACGCUUCAUGAAACUAUUCGUAUCAAGAGUGCUACAUGGGACGAUGCUGGUGUUCUGCUCUACUCAACCCUCAACCACGUCAAGUACACACUGCUCAACGGCGAUAACGGCAUUGUGCGAACCUUGGACCAAACCGUCUAUCUCGUCAAGGUCAAGGGACGCAAUGUUUACUGCUUGGAUCGCUCUGCUAAGCCCCGCGUUCUGCAAAUCGACCCUACUGAAUACCGCUUCAAGCUUGCGCUAGUAAAGAGAAACUACGAUGAAAUGCUUCACAUUAUCCGCAACUCGAGCUUGGUUGGUCAAUCCAUCAUCUCAUAUCUUCAAAAGAAGGGAUAUCCCGAGAUUGCUCUCCAGUUUGUUCAGGAUCCCACGACCCGAUUUGAUCUUGCUGUUGAAUGCGGUAACCUCGAUGUCGCUAUCGAAAUGGCCAAGGAGCUGGACAAACCCAAAUUCUGGAGCCGCCUCGGAACUGAAGCCCUGGCCCAUGGUAACCAUCAGAUCGUUGAGAUGUCGUACCAGAAGCUGAAGCAAUUUGACAAGCUCUCCUUCCUCUACCUUGCCACUGGUGAUCACUCUAAGCUUGCUCGUAUGGCUAAGAUUGCCGAGCACCGUGGUGACUUUACCGCUCGCUUCCACAAUGCGCUUUACCUUGGCGAGGUCGAGGACCGAAUCCAAAUGUUCAAGGAGAUUGACCUGUAUCCUCUUGCUUAUAUGACUGCCAAGUCUCAUGGACUUGAAGAAGAAUGCCAGGCUAUCCUUGAGGCCACUGGUCUGACGGAGGACCAGCUCACCACUCCUACAAUCGGCGAGCCACUCUCUACACCCAAGGCUGUCGUUCCUACCUUCAAGUCCAACUGGCCCACCAAGGUUGGCUCUCAAUCUGUCUUUGAGAAGGCUCUGCUUGGUCAAGUUGAGAACUUGUCGCUCGAAGACAACGGCGCUCAAGCCGGCGUUGGUGGAUUGGAUGAUGCUAUGGAUGAAGAUGGCGCGGGAGCAAACGGUGCCUUAGCUGACGAUGAUGAUGAGGAUGCUGCUGGCUGGGACAUGGGCGACGAUGCCAUGCCUGAGGCGGACGGCGACUUCGUCAACGUUGAUGCUGAGGAAGCUGGUGGUGCCGGUGGCAGUGAAGCUGAGCUGUGGGCUCGCAACUCGCCUCUGGCGGUGGAUCACGUUGCUGGUGGUUCAUUCGAGACGGCCAUGCAGCUCCUCAACAGACAGGUUGGUGCGGUCAACUUUGCUCCCCUUAAGCCGCGCUUCUUGGAGGUGUACCAGGCCUCCAAGACCUUCCUUCCUGCAUCUGCCGGUCUACCUCCUUUGAUCAACUAUGUUCGCAGAACUGUUGACGAGACAGACCCCCGCGAAGUUUUGCCCAUUGUUCCCCGAGACCUCGAGUACCUUGCUGGAAAUGACCUGCAGAAGGGUUACGAUACGAUGAAGGCGAACAAGCUGGAAGACGGCGUCCAAAUCUUCAAGAGCAUUUUACACGCCAUCUUUGUCAACGCUGUUUCGAGCGAGAGUGAGGCUGCUGAUGCCAAGAAGCUCAUCACAUCGGCUGCGGAAUAUGCUUUGGCCAUGGAAAUUGAGUUGGAGAGAAGAAAGCUUGGUAAUGCUGAGGCCCUGGCUGCGGACUCUACUAAGCUGAAGCGAAGCUUGGAGUUGUCUGCGUACUUUACCAUCCCCAAGAUUGAAGUACCGCAUCGUCAGCUCGCCCUGCUCAGCGCCAUGCAGCUGGCCGUCAAGAACAAGAACUACGGUUCGGCUCUGAGCUUUGCGAACCGUAUUAUUGCCAACGGUGGUGCCAGCAAGAUUGUAGAAAAUGCCAAGAGAACAAAGACUCAGUGCGAGCGCAACCCCAACGACGCAAUUGAGAUUGAGUUUGAUCAGUUUGCCGAGUUUGAAGUGUGUGCUGCCAGCUACACACCCAUCUACAGCGGAACUUCGUACGAGACAUGCGCGUUUGACGGCUCCAAGUACCACACAAAGUACAAGGGCUCAGUGUGCCGUGUCUGCGGAGUCUGUGAGAUUGGAAAGCAUGGCAGUGGGCUGAAGCUCUUUGCCUAAAGGACGUGAAUGGAAAGCUAGAGAGAACGGGGAAUUGCCCCUGUUUUUUUGACGGAUAAUGAUAACGAGGUAGUGGCAGAGCAUACCAACACUCUUGGUUUGACAAAAAAAAGUAGGUAUCCAAAGAUAGACGGGUACUUUAUUUGAGAAAAUUCACAGUUUGCAUUAUACAAAAUGACUGUCCCCCCGUAUUAAAUGCAUUAGUUCUACUACCAUUCGUGUAUAUCACUUCUAUACCAUACCAAAACUAAUGCAUCUUGUUACUACUAUUGUUGUGAUGCGCUAGGUUGUGGUUGUUCGUUGUGAUUUUGAUCGUCAUAAUUUGAUAGCAUUAUCUAUUUUGUUUAUUUUACACAAUGGUCUCCAGCUCUCUGGCGUAGCCUAGGGUAUUCUCAAUGACCAUUUGGCUCAUAUCCUUGCCUUGCUCUCCGUCCUCGUCGUCGCUUGCCUGGGGGAAGUAAAUAUGUCCGUCGCGGACGACCCAGCCGCGGUGCUGUGCAAACUUGAUGACAUCGCCCUCCGAGUCGAGGAAGAGGAGGGAUUUUGUCGAGCUGAUGGGCAGGGAAGGGUAUGCUUUUUCGGAGCUGCUUGCAAUUUCCGAUCGGAUCUGGUUCUUGAGGAUCUACAGAAAGAAAGAGAUUGGUUAGCACGAGGACAUUACAUCUAGCUGAGGGUCCAUCCUAUCGUGACGGUUUGCAUCAACCCGGGGGGGCAAAACUUACUUCUGAAAACACGCCGUAUUCAUCACAGGGCACCUCGCUGCUCUUCAUGGCCUUCCACACGCGAUCGUAGCUGCCCUCCAUGAGCCAGCGCUCGAGUCUGAUGGGGUAUCCGAGAUACUUGUCGCCCUCGACAUCGCCCACGUUGCCGCCGCCGUCGCGGUUAGCCAGGCUCUCGAGCUCGGAGUGGAACUCUGCGUAGCGGCCCUGUGUGAGGAGCAGCAGCAGGCUGAGGCCGGUGACUCUGUUGCGCUCCGCAAGGUUGGGCUGCAGGCGGGACGAGGGCAGCUCGUAGAAGGGCUGGAGCUGCUGGACGUAGCGGGUGAAGGCGUCUGGGUUGCGGGCGCGGAUGGCGAAGAGGGCACCCUGCUCGUAUGUUUCGCGGGCAAGGGCGAGAAGGCCGGAGGAGACGUCUGGCGACGGGGUGAGGGCCUUGAGGUGGAGGAGGGCGAGCUUUGCUUUGGAGAGGAGGGUGUUUGCGUCGGCGUAGCUCAUGGACGGGGAGUGCUUGAGCUGGCCGAGGACCUGGGAGAGGGCGCGUUCAGCCAUUGUGGAUCGGAUUGGCGGCUCUGCGUCGUCGUUAUCGUCACUUUUGGGUUGGUGAUGCUGAUGGAUGAGAAUGGGUGAUGGUGGUGGUGGUGGUUCGGGUAUGGACAACAGGUCGGCGGCUUGCAGGCUGACAGUGGGUGACGUGCGUGCCUGUGCUUGUGCUGGCGCUGCUGGGACUGGUCGUGCUGGUGCUGGUGCUGCCACGGAGCCAGUGGAGCAAAAAUUAGAUAAGCAGGAUCCCAUGGCGAGCUACCCUGGAG